This is a messenger RNA of Gongylonema pulchrum, 462 nucleotides long. The record is from the annotation of a GenBank genome assembly. NCBI's taxonomy places the organism in Eukaryota, Metazoa, Nematoda, Chromadorea, Rhabditida, Gongylonematidae.
AUGCAUCUUCUGGCAGAACGAAUCAUUCUUACGCACUUACGUGAUGCUGGCUUACUGAAGGGCGAUGUGGAAGAGAUGAUGAAAGCACGAAUGGGCUCGAUUUUUAUGCCGCAUGGGCUGGGGCAUUUUAUGGGUCUUGAUGAUGCUGAGCCAAGAUCCGAUUUGUUAGGAUUAAAAUCGCUGCGCACAACACGAACUUUGCAAGAAAGAAUGGUAAUUACAAUUGAACCGGGAUGUUAUUUUAUCAAUACUCUUCUUGAUGCAGCUUUGAAUAAUCCGGAACAGAAGAAAUUUAUUGUCGAAGAGAAGCUAAAUGAAUACAGAGGGUUCGGCGGGGUGCGAAUCGAAGAUGAUGUGGUCAUUUGGGCCAGUGGAAAUGAGUGCUUGAGUAAGGAUUUGCCAAGAACAGUGGAAGAAAUUGAACAGUUUAUGACGAAGAAAUAUUUAAAUGAAGUAAAUUGA